This is a messenger RNA of Lachancea sp. 'fantastica', 414 nucleotides long. The record is from the annotation of a GenBank genome assembly. NCBI's taxonomy places the organism in Eukaryota, Fungi, Ascomycota, Saccharomycetes, Saccharomycetales, Saccharomycetaceae.
AUGGUGCGUGCUGAAAAGUAUCGGAAAUCUGUCGCCGCGAGUGUUGAGAUAGAGCAUGGCCCAUUAGGAUUGUCAAAUAUCAACGUUAAAGUGGGCAACUCGAGUGUUGUGGGAAUCGGAGCUUGUACUUCUCGAGUAAACGGCCAUUCCUGGGGAUUGUUGCAUUUCAAUGAAGAGUCAGACCUGAGUCCCGCAGAAUUCAAGCUUUACUGUAUUUUGCAGGAAAACUCACAAUUAAGGAUCGAUUUCGUGAGGAUCGAAUUGCAUUCGCUUGAUGAACAGGUCGUCCCAUGGGAAGGUGCAGAACCCGAAGAUCCAGAUUACGAGGUUCCAAAAUUAGUCUUUGAAGGUUCUCGUCCAGGAAGCGAAGAUUGUGAAAUUGCACCAUUUGUAGGAGCGCUAGUUUUCGAGUAA